AUGUUGGUCUCCACGAGAUCAGCCUCUCUCAGAGCUGUUGGAUUUUGGCGCUACUGGAUUUCUAUUGUCUAUGCAGAGCGACCGCUGACUGAUAACAGCAGAUCUUUGGCCUCCUAUGGCCUGAAGGACGGCGACGUGGUGAUCCUGCGACAGAAGGAGAACGUGGAGCCGCGGCCGCCGAUCCACUUCCCAGGUCUGCCCCGGAUAGACUUCAGCAGCAUCGCCGUUCCCGGGACGUCGGCGCAGCAGCAGCGGCGGCCGCCGGCGCAGCCCCCACGGCCCUCGCCCCCGGAGGCGCCCGCCUUCCCGCAGGGCCUGGACAACCCCGCUCUGCUGCGGGAGAUGCUGCUGGCCAACCCCCACGAGCUGUCGCUGCUGAAGGAGCGCAACCCGCCUCUCGCCGAGGCGCUCCUCAGCGGAGACCUCGAGAAGUUCACCAGGGUGUUGGUGGAGCAACAGCAGGACCGAGCGCGGCGGGAGCAGGAGAGGAUCCGACUCUAUUCAGCCGACCCUUUCGAUCUUGAGGCGCAGGCCAAGAUAGAAGAAGACAUAAGGCAACAAAAUAUUGAAGAAAAUAUGACGAUAGCAAUGGAGGAAGCUCCCGAGAGUUUUGGCCAGGUGGUGAUGCUCUACAUCAACUGCAAAGUCAACGGGCACCCGGUGAAAGCCUUCGUCGACUCAGGUGCCCAGAUGACCAUCAUGAGCCAAUCUUGUGCUGAAAGGUGCAACAUUAUGAGGCUGGUCGAUCGGCGGUGGGCUGGCAUUGCGAAGGGUGUGGGGACACAGAAGAUCAUUGGCAGGGUGCACUUAGCUCAGGUUCAGAUUGAAGGGGAUUUCCUGGCGUGUUCCUUCUCCAUCCUUGAAGAGCAGCCCAUGGACAUGCUGCUAGGACUGGAUAUGCUGAAGAGGCAUCAGUGCUCCAUUGAUCUCAAGAAGAACGUGCUGGUGAUCGGCACCACGGGCUCGCAGACGGCCUUCCUCCCGGAGGGCGAGCUCCCGGAGUGCGCCCGGCUGGCCUACGGAGCCGGGCGCGACGACCUGCGCCCCGACGAGAUCGCYGACCAGGAGCUGGCCGAAGCGCUGCAGAAGUCUGUAGAGGAAGCAGUUGCUGCUAGAUGGCACCAAGAAAACCAAGUCAAAGAACAGGAAACAAGAACAGAGGCAGAAACAGAGAGUGGAUAUAGUGCAGCGCCAAGCAACUCGGCUCCCCACAAGACCUGUGUUCUUUUAUAA
Nothoprocta perdicaria is the source of this 1233-nucleotide messenger RNA. It is a transcript of the gene DDI2, whose product is annotated as DNA damage inducible 1 homolog 2. The transcript has 9 exons. Gene Ontology annotation, biological process: proteolysis. Bases 1 to 1233 code for a protein of 410 amino acids. Gene Ontology annotation, molecular function: aspartic-type endopeptidase activity. The record is from RefSeq and is a predicted model, not a curated record. NCBI's taxonomy places the organism in Eukaryota, Metazoa, Chordata, Aves, Tinamiformes, Tinamidae.